This is a messenger RNA of Onthophagus taurus, 3637 nucleotides long. RefSeq lists its product as uncharacterized. Gene Ontology annotation, molecular function: G protein-coupled receptor activity. The record is from RefSeq and is a predicted model, not a curated record. Gene Ontology annotation, cellular component: membrane. Gene Ontology annotation, biological process: cell surface receptor signaling pathway. Lineage: Eukaryota; Metazoa; Arthropoda; Insecta; Coleoptera; Scarabaeidae.
AAAAAUACAAAGGAAACGGUUUUAAUUGUAAAAAAUUGUAUCAGUUCAAUUUAAAACUUGAAUAAACACUUAUAUUUGCCGCCUUCUUAAAUUAGUUCAAUUAGUGUUCAACGAAUUCGUCUCGACUCAUGAAUAUAAUCAAGAUCGCAUUGAUUAUGUAAUCGUUUAUUUAAAACCAACCACGUGGGUUUAAAUUUUUUUGGUAUUUAAAAAAGUAUUGUGGGGGUAUUUCCCCGCGAGUAACACAUGUUGCGUCAUCGGAAGGAAUUCCAGAAUGGUAACUCAAGUUGGGCAUCUUAAAACAUAACGUCUCUGUCAAGGAGAACGUUUCGUAGAGUUAAAACCAUGAAAUAACCGGUCUCCACCUUUUUUUUUUAAUCCUCCUUUAUCAUGUAAACAGAUAGGAAUCAGUUAUUGUAGAUACAACGUUGAAGCCGACGAUUAGUAUUCGUUACCGCGUUGAAAUUAACAGGAGUAAAAAUUAUUUGUCGUCGCGAGUGGUAUCGAAAUACUUUCGCGUAUUUGUAAUUUACGGAUCAGGACGUCAUUCUCGAAUAUACUCUAAAAGUGUGUUGGCCCGAGACAAAUCGAACGAAGCCAUCAAACGUGUCGGUUGUGUUUUUACUAUUUGUGCGAGAGAAAACAAACUUGAAGGUUUUAAAACGUUUUUUAAUUUUCUAAUUUAUUUGUGAAUGUGGGUGAUUUAAAAUAAAAUGUGGUUUUCUAUUUCUGUUAUCUGUUUGAUAGUUUCAGUGACCUUAGCUCAGAUCGUUUUACCGCCGUUUCGUCAAAUUUCUCACGACAUUCAAUCAGGACCUAUUGAAAUAAACAACACUACGAUUUUUAUAAACAAACUUUAUUUCGAUGGCUUAGCGCCGAAAGCUUAUUUUUUGGUUGGAAAAGGUCAACCGAAUCAAAACGGUACUAAAAUAGCGUAUUCAAACACGAGCACAUUACCAGUAUUUUCAAAUGCAAACAUAACACUUCAACUUCCCAACAAUACAACCAUAGGGGAUAUUGAUUAUUUAGCCGUUUGGUGUGAAGAAUUUCAAAUUAGUUUAGGACAUGUUUUUACAAACGAACGAUGGAUAUCACGGACAAAUUCGUCAGGAAUGAUUUUACCUAAAACAAUUGGAUCUUUUAAAAACACAACGAAAAACGUUUCUUGCGAAACUAUAACCUUAUUAGACGAAAAAAGGAUUUUUGUAACUAAUUUUAACUACUUAGGAAAUGAUUCAGCACAAUUUAGGGUUGGAAAAGGAUCACCAUCAUCGGAUAGUAUCCCCGUUUAUCUUAAAACGGGGGGAACAUAUUUCAAUAACACAUCAAACUCGAAUAUUACACUUGUUAUAAUAAAUAACAAUGAUUCAAUGAGUAACACAUUAAUCGAUUUUGAUUAUUUGGCUGUAUGGGGAAGGGAUAAUAGGAGUUAUGGACACGCAUAUUUUAUAGAUACACCAAAUGAUAUGGAAAAAUAUAUAGGAGAACAAUUUGAGGGUUUUGAAAACAUCGAAUACGGUUUAAAAUCCGGCCCGAUUAUUCGUGUCAAUAAAAACACCAUUUACAUAACGAAUUUUUACUAUAGAGGAUUUGGUAAGGAAUACUUUUGGGUGGGUUUAGAAAGAAACGAUCCCCAUGUGGGCAAUUCCAUUCCAAAUCAAUUAGGUGAACAUAAUUCCCCUAUAAGUAAAGAUUCUUCUGGUUCUUCUUUCUAUUUAACACUAUCCGAAUUAUCUGAAAAUGAAGUUUAUUUUUUUGGUAUUUGGGAUGCUGAGAGCACCGCUUUAAUAGUAAAAAUUAAUUUUAUUGGGCGUGGUGAUGAUGUGCCGGCUAAAAUAACGGAGGAUGGGAAGCGAAUAAUAAGAUAUCCAAAAUGUUGUCAACAUAAAUUUAUGAUGACCGAUAAAGGAUGUUCACAGACAGACUUAGUUUUGGAUAAUUCCAUCCCGGUUUAUUACGCAAAUUUAACACAUUUAAACAGCGAUCCAAUGAUUUCUGACCGAGUUAUGUACGUUCCUUAUUUGAACAACUUAUCAUGUCCCAGAUAUAUGCUUAAUCCAUACGAAGAGGAUGAUAAAUUUUAUUAUUUAUCUUCGGGAACUUUAUUAUAUCCUGGUAAUCAAGAACAUUAUAUGCAAGACGAUUUUUGUUUGGAUAUUAUUGAAAUUGACGGUGAAAUUUAUCACACUACAUUUAUUUGUCACUCUCAAUAUGCUAUGAUGGAAGGAUGGAGAAUAGCUAUUUGCGUUUGUGUUUUUCUUUCGGCGAUUUGCCUUUUUAUCACAACGGCAACGUUUUUUUUGGUAACGGAUAAAGACGAUAUGCGCGGAACUUCCGUUGCUGGUUUCGCAGGAUUUAUGGGGGUGGCAUUUUUCUGCUUGUUUUUAACACAAAGCGGGUUGGAAUCGGAAAAGUGGUGCAACGCGUUAGGUUUUAUUUUCCAAUUUUUUAUUGUAUCUUCGUUGAUUUGGUUGGAUGCUCUUUGUUACGAAAUGUAUUACAAUAUUAAAAAUUAUAACACGGAUAAAAUUAUAGGCACUUACAAAAGGCGAGCUAUAACUUAUUUUUCAAUCGCAAUCAUUUUCCCUCUAAUAUUCGUUGUAUCUGCAAUUAUAAUAGGCGUUCCUGUGGGAUUAAUUAAUGUUAAUUUAGAUAAAAAUUGCUUUUUAAACGUUUCAAGCAAAAAAUGGUUGCUUUAUUCACCGAUUUUAGCUGCGAUUCUAAUUGCUGUUAUUGGAACUAUUUACAAUUUGUAUUUUUAUCGAAAGACUCAUUUGAAAAACAGAGGUGAUUCGCGAAAUGCUAUGUUUUGGAAACAUUCUAAAAAUGAUAUAAAAACACGUCAAGACCAGCCAUUCACCGAUUGGCAAUUUUUGGUGCAGUCCGCAUACUUGGUUGUUUUUACCAGUGCUUUCUGGUUCUCUGAAGUGAUUACUUACGCAAUAGAAAGUCCUUGGGACGCUUUGGAUAUAUUACACGCUCUUCAAGGAGUUUUAACGUUAGUUAUCGUUUUGACAACCGGGCAAACUUUCGCGAAAUUAAAAGAAAAGUUUGGUUGUCAGAAAAAGUCGAAUAGUAACGGUAGAAAAUAUCAUGACGAACGUAUGGCGACGGAAGGGACUGAACUUACACUUAUGAACAAUAACACAAGCGUUAGUAACCCAUAAACCAAAUAAACGAAAAUUAAAGAAUGUGUACUAGUCAAUAUAAGUUACUAAAUACGUUUGAAACAUGUUCAUUACCUUCAUUUAUACUUUUUUAGUAUUAAUCAUAUUAUUGUUACAUUACACAUUGUUUUAAGACAAUUAUUUAUUUUUCAUAUAUGUUUUAAUCUUUUUUUUGUAAUAUACAUAAAUAUUUGUAAGAAACUAGGUACCUUAUUUGAUUAUUUUUUCUAAUUUUGAUAAGAUGAAACUUAAAUACAUUUUAAUGAUUCGACAAAAACUUGGAAAUAAAAGAGAAUAUUUAACAGCAAUAAAUAAUAAUCUUUAUUAGUUGAUUUGCAGACAAACAUUUUAAAGGCAACUUUACUAUUUAUUAUUACAAACUUUUAUCAAGUUUUCUAGGCUUUAAUUCGCAAUAAUUACAUCUGUGUUAAAUGUGAUCAACAAUAAACUAUAAAACUUUAUUAACUAAA